Messenger RNA from Patella vulgata (common limpet), 1299 nucleotides. RefSeq names its product A disintegrin and metalloproteinase with thrombospondin motifs 16. Gene Ontology annotation, cellular component: extracellular matrix. Gene Ontology annotation, molecular function: metalloendopeptidase activity. NCBI's taxonomy places the organism in Eukaryota, Metazoa, Mollusca, Gastropoda, Patellidae. Gene Ontology annotation, biological process: extracellular matrix organization; proteolysis. The record is from RefSeq and is a predicted model, not a curated record. The transcript is spliced from 10 exons. The coding region runs from base 1 to 1299 and encodes 432 amino acids.
AUGUAUGGCAACUGCUUGUUUUAUAUACUUGUAGAUAGUUUAAAUGCUCAAACAACACCAGACAACAAAAGUGAAUUAAGAUCUCAUCAACAUCAGUAUUCUACUACUAAUCUGAGACAAACUGUAGAAACUCUAGUUGUAGCAGAUAAAACAAUGGUGUGGAGACAUGGUCGACAUAAUAUAACAACUUAUAUCCUUAGUAUUCUUAAUAUAGUAUCUAAGUUAUUUGAAGAUAAUAGUUUAGGUAAACCUGUGGAGAUUUUAUUAGUUGGAUUAGUAGUACUAGAAACUGAUGAGCCAGGAUUACAUAUCAGCCAUCAUGCAGAUUAUACAUUGAAUAGUUUUUGUCAGUGGCAGUCUACAUUAAGUGAUGCUACAGGAAGAAGACAUGAUCAUGCUAUAUUACUAACUGGUCUAGAUAUCUGUUCUAAUAAAAAUGCACCUUGUGAUACUUUAGGUUUUGCACCUAUAAAUGGUAUGUGUAAUCCCCUGAGAAGCUGUAUUAUGAAUGAAGAUACUGGAUUAGCAACUGCAUUUACUGUUACACAUGAAAUAGGACAUAAUUUUGGGAUGUUCCAUGAUGGAGAAGGUAAUAAUUGUAAAAGAGGUGCAGGAAACAUCAUGUCACCAACACUUACAGGUCGAAAUGGACUGUUCCAAUGGUCCUCUUGUAGUAGAAAUUAUUUUCUCAAAUUUUUAAAUACUAUCCAGUCGAACUGUUUAUCUGAUAGACCUACUUAUAUACAAGAAUUUAAAUUUCCUGAUAAACUACCAGGUGAAUUAUAUGAUGCUACAACACAGUGUAAAUGGCUGUUUGGUCCUACAGCUAAAGUCUGUUCCUAUGAAUUUGGAAAAUUACAAGUGUGUAAGAGUUUAUGGUGUUAUAAAGGUAAUAAGAUGUGUGAGACAAAGUUUUUACCAGCAGCAGAAGGCACAAAGUGUGGGGUAGGGAUGUGGUGCCGUCAUAGUAAAUGUGAAAAGAAACCUUUACAAAAACCUAAAGAAAUCAAUGGAGGAUGGUCGCCAUGGACACCAUGGACAAGAUGUUCGAGAACUUGUGGAGGAGGAAUACAGAAACGAAACAGAAAGUGUAAUAAUCCCAAACCUAAAUAUAAUGGUAAACCGUGUAUAGGAGAACUAGUCAUGUUUUCAUUAUGUAAUACUCAGGCGUGCACAGGAAGCACAGAUUUUAGAAGUGAGCAAUGUCAGGAAUUUGAUAAAAAAUUAUUUCGAGGAUGGUUUUAUAAUUGGACAGCAUACAAAAAAAUACAGAGAGGUAAAUAUGUUCAGUUUUCUUAA